UCUGCAGGAUAUCAUGUGUAUGGAAUGUCUUUCCCGGAAGCUAAAGGAAGCAGUGACCCUGUAUCUGAGAGUUGUGAGGGUUGUGGAUCUCUGUGCAGGGCGGUGGUGGGAAUACAUGCCAAGUGGUAAGUGAAUUUAACUUAUAAGGCACAGUAGACCCCUACUCAAAAGUAGUAAUAAUAAUCCUAUCAAACAUUCAAAGGCAUUGAACGUCACCAUGUAAGUAGGGAGGCAGGAUUUUAUAAAUUAGAACUUAAAGGUAUAGGUUAGUAAAAUGCAUUUUACCUGAAUCGUUACUGUUUUAAUGGUCUGCUUCUUUUUUGUUUCCUGCUCCUUAAGAGAUUACUUCAGCCUGUUCCAAAAAUAUAUGUUUGGAAAACACUUAUUGAGCCUUUGCUUAAUAUUAGACCAAGUAUCCUGUAUGAUGCAGGUUUUCUGGUGAAUGGUAACAUUCUUCAUCAUAGUUUUCCUAUUUACCUUUACUGCACCAUUGCUUAAACAAGUGUUUAUCUAUUUUUGUAAAGCUACUCUAGUAGGCCACAGAAAUUGCACUUCUGGGACUUUCUUUUCUUAACCACUUGAAGGAGACCUAUAGUGGGUCUUGGAGAUUAUGAAAUAAGACAGUGGCCUUGCAGGUGAAGAACUCACAGCAGCCUAACCAUAAUAAAUUGACCUCAAGUGAAGGGGCCAUUGGAAAAGAAAGUUGAUGGCUUCAGCUAAGCAGAGCACUGGCUGAAAGAAUUAAAAUUAAAGGCCAAUUGAGGCUUCUUUUCAAUUGACACCAAUCCAUUAAUUAGUGCCCUUUAGUUAUUGUUGUUCAGCAAGUUUGAAUCUUUUUUAACCAUCUUUUCUUCUAUCUUGUCCAGAUUAAGAGACUGAAAAUGUGAUGGGAGUGGGAGCUUAAUAGAAGUAAAGAGCUGAGGAGAUAAUAAUCUUGUUCCAUUCUGCAGAGGUUACACUGUGUCUGGGAUACUGGAAUAUUGUGCAGUUUGAGAUGCUAGAUCCUUUCAAGAGGGUCAUCAGUAACCUGACUAUUAUUUGGCUAAAGUUUUACAGAUUCCAGUUUUCUAACACUGUUGAAGAAGAUGCCAGAUGUUGAACAGCUUUAUGGCCUUCACCCUAGAUACCUUGAGAGGCGAAGGGUGCGGGGCCAUGAGGCCUUUAGCAUUCCAGGAGUCCUAGAAGCUUUGCAGGCAUGCCCAAACUUAGUGGGUGUGGAGACUUCUCAUUUGGAGUUGGUAGAAUCUAUUUGGACAUAUAUGCCACAUGUUCAUAUUUUGGGGAAAUUUCGUAAUCGCAAUGGAGCAUUUCCAAUUCCUCCUGAAAAUAAACUGAAAAUUCCUAUAGGAGCCAAAAUUCAAACUUUACAUUUAGUGGGAGUGAAUGUUCCUGAAAUUCCUUGCAUCCCAAUGCUAAGGCAUCUUUAUAUGAAGUGGGUCAGACUUACUAAACCACAGCCAUUUAAAGACUUUCUUUGCAUCAGCUUACGAACUUUUGUCAUGAGGAACUGUGCAGGACCCACAAAUUCCUUGAAAUAUGUCCCUUUAGUGACAGGCUUAGCCUCUGCCCGAAACUUGGAACACUUAGAAAUGGUUCGAGUUCCCUUCCUUGGAGGUCUUAUCCAACAUGUAGUUGAAGACAGUUGGAGAUCAGGUGGCUUUAGAAAUUUGCACACUAUUGUUUUGGGAGCUUGCAAAAAUGCUCUUGAAGUAGAUCUUGGUUACCUCAUCAUCACUGCAGCCCGUAGGUUACAUGAAGUUCGGAUCCAGCCCUCUCUAACCAAAGAUGGUGUCUUUUCUGCCUUAAAGAUGGCAGAGUUGGAGUUCCCCCAGUUUGAAACCCUUCAUCUGGGAUAUGUAGAUGAGUUUUUGCUGCAGAGCAGAAUGGCUAAUGCAGAUCUGGUGAAGUAUGGUUUAGCCGAUGUGGUAGAAAAUCCUGGUAUCAUCACUGAUAUAGGGAUGAAGGCAGUCAAUGAGGUUUUUUCCUGUAUCAAAUAUCUGGCAAUUUACAAUUGCCCCCAUCUACAUAACCCAUACAAUUGGAUCUCAGAUCACUCAAGAUGGACUCGAUUGGUUGAUAUCAACCUAGUGCGGUGCCAUGCAUUGAAGCUGGACUCUUUUGGCCAGUUUAUUGAAUUGUUGCCCAGCCUGGAGUUUAUUUCACUGGACCAGAUGUUUCGUGAACCACCCAAGGGCUGUGCUCGAGUUGGUCUGAGUGCUGGCACGGGAAUUGGGGUUUCCUCGGCCCUUGUUAGCAACCAAAACUCCAAUAAUGACAAUGAUAAUAAUGCCCAGAAUAACAAUGCCAACAUCCACGACAACAAUCACCAUCAUCCAGAUGAGUCAGAUGAGGAGAAUGACUUUCGGCAAGACCUGCAGCAAGGAGAGCAGCAGUUUGCAGCCGACGCAUUGAAUGAGAUGGAAGACAUGGUGCAAGAAGAUGGAGAGAUGGUAGCUGAGAGUGGGAACGAGACUCCAGCUCACAGUCAGGCAGUUAUUCCCGUGGAUGUUGAUGAGGAACAAGCAGGACCCAGUGGUCUUCAGCGUGUAGUAAAACCAACCCCCAUUACUGUUCAUGAUUCAGAGAGUGAUGAUGAGGAAGACAGUCUAGAACUCCAAGAAGUCUGGAUUCCUAAGAAUGGUGCUCGACGUUACUCUGAGCGUGAAGAGAAAAUCGGAGAGUCAGCGCAGUCCAGGGAACUGUCAGCAGUAAGUGGAAAAGGCAAGACUCCACUUCGAAAGAGGUACAACUCCCAUCAGAUGGGCCAGUCGAAGCAGUUUCCCCUCGAGGAAAGCAGCUGUGAGAAAGGCUGUCAGGUCACCAGUGAGCAGAUCAAAGCCGAUAUGAAAGCAGCUAGGGAUAUUCCUGAAAAGAAAAAAAACAAGGAUGUUUAUCCCAGCUGCAGCAGCACCACGGCCACCACAGUGGGAAACUCCAGCUCACACAGCACUGCUUCUCAAAGCCCCGACUUUGUAAGGACGGUGAACAGCGGCGGCUCUUCCGAGCCUAGCCCUACAGAAGUGGAUGUGUCCAGGCAGUGUGUCUGCUCCCCCGGUGGGUCAGAGGACUCUGAGGCCAUGGAGGAGGGAGAUGCAGAGAGUUCUGUCUGCCCCAGAUGCUGCUGUCACAGGCCCCAGGAAUCCCAAAGGAGAACUAGCAGGUGUUCUGAUGAGGAACGUCCUUCAACCAGCCGAGCCUGUGUUGUGAAUGGCCCGGAUGGUACGAGAUCCGCCUUUUCCUUUAGGACUCUGCCUCACGGGGGGUCUUCAGGCCCAGCACAUGAUGAGAGGACUAAUGGGAAUGGCUCUGGGGCUACAGGUGAGGACAGGAGGGGGAGCUCCCAGCCUGAGAGCUGUGACGUGCAGUCUAAUGAAGACUAUCCUCGGAGGCCCCUAACAAGGGCCAGGAGCAGACUCUCCCAUGUACCGCUGGUAUCUGAGUCAGAGGUUGCCAAAACAAAGCCACGCCAUGCCAUGAAGCGGAAGCGAAUGGCAGAUAAGUCCACCAGUACCAGUGAUCCUGUGAUUGAGGAUGACCAUGUACAGGUCCUUGUAUUAAAAUCCAAAAAUCUUGUUGGAGUCACUAUGACCAACUGUGGAAUCACAGAUCUAGUGCUGAAAGACUGCCCCAAGAUGAUGUUCAUCCAUGCUACCAGGUGCAGGGUACUGAAACAUUUAAAAGUAGAAAAUGCACCAAUUGUAAACCGAUUUGACUACGCACAAUGCAAGAAACUGAAUAUGGAUCAGGUACUAGACCAGAUACUAAGGAUGCCUCCUGAGAGAAACCGCAUCAUAUACCUGCGCCCAAUGCAGCAGGUGGACACACUCACUUUGGAGCAGAAACUAUUCAGUGGUCCCUACCCCUAUCACAUCUGUAUUAUCCACGAAUUCAGUAACCCUCCCAAUGUCCGGAACAAGGUGCGCAUUCGCAGCUGGAUGGACACUAUAGCAAACAUCAACCAAGAGCUUAUUAAGUAUGAAUUCUUUCCUGAAGCCACUCGAAGUGAAGAAGACUUAAAAAAGUACCCCAAGUACCCCUGGGGAAGAGAAAUCUAUACAUUAGAAGGCGUUGUGGACGGUGCUCCGUAUUCCAUGAUUUCUGACUUCCCUUGGCUUAGGUCACUACGGGCAGCAGAACCCAAUAGCUUCGCACGAUAUGAUUUUGAAGAUGAUGAAGAAAGCACCAUCUAUGCCCCUCGAAGGAAAGGGCAGCUAUCUGCAGACAUCUGUAUGGAAACAAUAGGAGAAGAAAUUUCAGAGAUGCGUCAGAUGAAGAAGGGCGUGUUUCAGCGAGUAGUGGCAAUUUUUAUCCACUAUUGUGAUGUUAACGGAGAGCCAGUUGAAGAUGACUACAUUUGAUUGGCUCCUCCUACUUUCCACCUGUUCCUGCAGAAAACUCCUCCAGCUGCAUGAGUGCACACAGACUGAGGCACGCAGUUUGGAGACGCUGGCUCAACUUGGUAUAUAGGAAAUGUAUAAGGAACAUUGAAAUUGUAUACAAAGAUUUGUACAUAUAGGAACUAUACAAAAAGAAGAUGCUUCCUAAAGUACCAACUUUAUAUCAUAUGUUUAUACAAUUUAAUUUAAAAAUUCAUUUUAAUGAAAGUGGAUAAUUUCAGAGAGUUCAUUUUCACUUUUCUUGACUUAGUUCAUAAAGUAUCAUUUUCGGCUGACUCCCCUCUUACUGUAUUCUUAAUCACUGUCAUCCACUUAAAUCUGUGCCUUUUUGAGCGAAGCUAUUGAGUAAAUCUGUUGAAGAGUGUGUCUUGUGUGCUUUUUUUUUUUAAUUGUUAUUAAAACACCAACUAAACCCUAUAGUCGGAGAAGGCUGUAUGUUUCUGUACAAAUUUGUGAAUUUUUUUUUUUUUUUAGGAUUAUACUUGCCAUGUUUCUUAAAAUCAAGUAAAAAGUCUCAUGAGCUUAAAAGAAAAAUUGAGUUUGCAGGGGAAAUGCAAAAGUUUCCAUAGCAUUUAGUUAUUUAUUUUCACAUUCAAUUGUGUAUCUACUUUAACUUGAAUAUAAAAAUAAAAGUUUAUUAAAAACUUU
This is a messenger RNA of Trichechus manatus latirostris (Florida manatee), 5045 nucleotides long. RefSeq names its product F-box protein 38 (gene FBXO38). Gene Ontology annotation, molecular function: protein binding. The coding region runs from base 1086 to 4358 and encodes 1090 amino acids. Gene Ontology annotation, cellular component: cytoplasm; nucleus. Gene Ontology annotation, biological process: SCF-dependent proteasomal ubiquitin-dependent protein catabolic process; protein K48-linked ubiquitination. The transcript is spliced from 20 exons. The record is from RefSeq and is a predicted model, not a curated record. NCBI's taxonomy places the organism in Eukaryota, Metazoa, Chordata, Mammalia, Sirenia, Trichechidae.